AUGACGACGAUUCAGACGACGAUGCUUAAUACUACUAAUAAUACUAGUAAAAGUUGUUUUGGUGGGUAUUGUUGCUCUUUUUCUUCUCGAUGUCGUGGUCAUCAUCAUCACGACCAAAAUCAUCAUCAUCGGAGGAGGAGGAGGCGGAGAGAAUGCGCCGUCGUCACGAGAACAACGAGAACAACAAUAAACGCCUCGUCUUCCUUUUCUUCCUCGUCUUCCUCGUCUUCGCGACGCGAACACAAAGAACAACGACAACAACAACAACAACAACAGUUUUUGACGGCGAAGCAGAGAGAGAAAAUCAAACUCCGGAAACGAGAAGAGAGGGAGUUUUUCUUAAAGGAAGUAGAAGCGGCGAAGACUGGCGGGGAGGUCUUGAGUGGCGCGAGAAGUCACGGGAGAUGUUUACCAGACCAAGAGAGCGAGUUAUUUCCGAGAGAAACAGUCGAGAACGAGCGACGAGAUUUGUUUACGACGUACGACGACGUGGAGGUAAAGGUAGAUUCAGAGUCCACCACGAUAUCGUCGCCAACUGCCGUUCGACGCUUGAGCGAGUCGUCUUUGGCCGUGCACGACAAAGCGGUUGUCACCAACGUGGAGAAGAGAAUGGGGCUCACCGAAUUGACGCCGAUACAAAAACACGCGAUACCGUUAGCGAUGAGCGGAUUAGAUCUAGUGUGUUCCGCGCACACUGGGAGUGGGAAAACGCUCGCUUUUGCGAUACCGGCUGUUGAAAUUGCUUUGAAGAGGAAAGCGGAGAAAAGAGAGAGUGCGGCGAUGACGACUUCAACAUCAUCGAACGAGGAGGAACGGGACAAUACUGAUGCAACGACAAAAACGAUAGCGACAAUAUCGACACCGUGUCAACCUUCGGUGGUUAUAUUAGCACCAACUCGCGAACUCGCGCGACAAAUUUACUUGGACGUGCGCAAAGUGUGUUUCGAUACCGGUCUCCGAGUCGCGUGCGCGCACGGAGGAGAAAAUUGUAAGCCACAGCUCGAACACAUCGCAUUUGGACCGGAAAUUCUGGUGUGCACGCCAGGACGUUUGCUCGAUUUUUGCGACGACGAAUACGUUGACUUGCGUGAAGUUCGACUGUUAGUAUUGGACGAAGCCGACCGCAUGCUGGAUCUUGGAUUUGAACCGCAACUGAGAGAUUUGUUGGGCAACCGGGGCAAGAUUCCAACGGAAGAGAAUGGACGACAAACGCUUUUGUUUUCCGCAACGUUUUCACCGAAAGUGCUCACUUUGGCCUCUAAAUACACGCGCCCGUCGCCGUAUCGCGCGAGGAUAUCUGUUGGACGCGUUGGUGCGUUGGCUCGCGGCGUGACGCAAAAACUGGUAGAAGUCGUCAAAACAAACGCUACGGAUGAGAAGGAACCGAAGGAGUAUAAAUUCCCGUUACUUCUCGAGGCCAUAGAAAGUAGAAAUAAAAGUGACGAAAAAACGAUGGUGUUUUGCAAACAAGUGAAAACGGCAAUUUGGCUCAAGGAACGUUUAUCGUCCAUGUCAUCGUCGUCGUCGGAUUCGGAUUCGGAUUUAAAGAAAAAAAUUACAGUCGAAGCGCUACACGGAGAUUUGACGCAAGGCGCGAGAGUCCGAACGUUAGAAGCUUUUCGAGAUGGGAAAAUAUCGUUAUUAGUUGCCACGGACGUUGCUUCGAGAGGUUUGGAUAUUCCUCUCGUCGAGCACGUGAUUAAUUUCGACUUGCCGACGGAUAAACGAGACUUUGAAGAGUACGUCCAUCGAUUGGGAAGAACCGCUCGAGCCGGGAAGAAAGGAACAUCGACGAGCUUAUACGUGGCUGGAUUUGAAGACGAGGUUGGAAACGGGCCAAUCUAUAAACAAUUAAGAAAUGCUUUCAUGGAGUCCGGAGAGAGUUUGCCGGAUUGGUUCCAAAACGAACGCAACAGCUCAAAGAACGGGAGCAACGACGACGACAAGGAGGACGACAAGACGUGCCAUUCGAGAGAACAAGGAGAAGAGAACAAGGUGGUAGAUUUGGUGGUAGUAGUAGUAGAAGUAGCAAUAGGAGCAGCAAUAGGAGUAGUAGUAGUAGCAGCAGCAGUAGUAGUAGCAGUGGUAGCGGUGAGAGUGAGGAGAGAAGGCGAAGAUACGAACGCGGCGAAUGAUUAA
This is a messenger RNA of Bathycoccus prasinos, 2139 nucleotides long. Its product is annotated as DEAD/DEAH box helicase domain-containing protein. The transcript has 2 exons. Bases 1 to 2139 code for a protein of 712 amino acids. NCBI's taxonomy places the organism in Eukaryota, Viridiplantae, Chlorophyta, Mamiellophyceae, Mamiellales, Bathycoccaceae. Gene Ontology annotation, molecular function: nucleic acid binding; ATP binding. The record is from RefSeq and is a predicted model, not a curated record.